AUGCCGAACUCACAUCCAUCAGUCUCACCAUGCUCUCCGGCGGACUCGACACAGUCACAACCCUCCUCCAAUAGAGCGUCGCUCUCCUCGCCCAGCGCCCUGACAUCCCAAAGAAAGCAUGGGCCGAGAUCGCCGAAUUCUACACCCCGACGAACCCCUCUGUGCGCCCAGGACGACCAAAAAUGCCGCUACAUCGUCGCCCUCGUCCGCGAAUGCCUUCGCUACUUCACCGUCCUCCGUCUCGCCCUCCCCAUCAAAGACGUCACCUACAACGGCAUCGUCAUCCCCGCAAAGGCAGUCUAUUUCCUCAACGCAUGGGCCUGCAACAUGGAUUCCGCCGUGUGGAGCGAUCCCUCUGUCUUCCGCCCCGAGCGCUGGCUCGAGCAGCCCGACGCGCCGAUGUUUACCUACGGCAUGGGCUACCGCAUGUGUGCUGGCUCAUUGCUGGCGAAUAGAGAGCUUUAUCUUGUGUUUAUCCGCAUGUUGAAUGCGUUUGAGAUCCGCAGCGCGGAUGGGGUGGAUGCGCAUCCGUUGACGGGGAAUUCGGAUCCGACGAGCUUGGUGGCGAUGCCGGAGAGGUAUAAGGCGUAUUUUGUGCCGAGGAGGGUGGAGGUGCUGAGGAGAGAGAUUGAGGAGUUUGAGGUUACUGGGGCGCAGGCUUGA
This is a messenger RNA of Pseudogymnoascus destructans, 663 nucleotides long. RefSeq lists its product as uncharacterized. The record is from RefSeq and is a predicted model, not a curated record. The transcript is spliced from 2 exons. Bases 1 to 663 code for a protein of 220 amino acids. Gene Ontology annotation, molecular function: heme binding; oxidoreductase activity, acting on paired donors, with incorporation or reduction of molecular oxygen; monooxygenase activity. Lineage: Eukaryota; Fungi; Ascomycota; Leotiomycetes; Thelebolales; Thelebolaceae.